AUGAAGGAGCCCGAAUACAAGGUGCGGCCUUCUUCACGUGCAGACCCAAAGGAUGUUUUCCGAAUUUUUCUGUCGCCCGCACAACUUCUACUACAUAAACUUCAUGCUGGCGAUGUUUGCCACAUAGUAACUCUUCAUCAACUGUCAACUCGACCGGCUGUUGUCUGGCCCGCGACCGAAAAAAUCAAGGACGACGUGGUGCAAACUUCGAAGGCUCUUCAGAUUCUCUACGGCUUAAAGCUUGACAGUCGAAUUUCCAUUCGCCGUGGCGACGUAGCGAUUACAGAUGCAGAUGAGAUUACUCUAUGCGAGAUUCCGCAAAAUGAAUCACAAUCAGCUCCCCCGAACCCUGACGAGGAUGAACGUUCUCAUUGGGCGUGGCGACUUAAGCAUUACUUGUGCAAGGCAGAGAUACUAGCUCCAGGUAUGACCUUUGACCGCGUGGAAGCCAACGAUGAAAGAAGAUCAUACCGGAUACAAAGCAUCAACUCGUCUGCUGACCAGAUGCUCUAUCGUGCACGACCGAGCUGCACAGUCUGUCUGAAAGAUGGCCAUUCCAAGAGAGCCAACAGCUUUGAGUGGGGCAAGAGCUUGCUUGUUGUUCCUAGCGAAGGAAUUGGCGGCUUAGACAAGCAAAUCGAGCUUUUGAAUGACGAAGUUAGUGUGUACAGCCACCCUCCCGAAAAAUACGCAAAAAUGCCUCUUUUCUUUCGAACAUGUCAAGGUGGCAUUCUUCUUCAUGGCGCUCCUGGUACCGGUAAAAGUAUGGUUCUCCGCAAGAUUUGCGAGGCCGGUUGGCGGAGGGCAUUCCACAUUGACAUUACAGACGGCAGUCAGCAGCUUGGUGAAAACGAAACAGCCAUUCCCCAAAUUUUCUCUAAUGCCCUGGGUUGUCAGCCUAGUGUUAUCAUUAUUGACCACCUGGAAUCUAUCGCUGGUAAACAAAAUCCAACGGAUCUUGCACGAUCCGUGAACAUAGGGCAGAUUCUGUCUCGGCAGCUUGACCGACUCGAUGAGACGCAGACACUUGCUGUUGGAGCCACCCGCAGUCUCACAGAGAUCAAUCAAGAUCUGAGACGAGUAGGGCGACUCGACUUGGAGAUCGAGAUACCAAUCCCUGACUCAAAAUCGCGUGCGGAAAUACUGAAGGUCCUGUGUAAGUUACCGAAAGACAAAGCUGAUUCGACCUUGGAAAGGAUAGCUGCACGUACACACGGAUUUGUUGGAGCAGACCUUAAAAAGUUGCUACGCCAAGCAAUGAAGACAACACGAGCUCAAGAUAGAGCAUCUGAGUCGAGAAUUGGAGACUUUGAUUGUCGUCCAACCGAGCCACAAGCUUUGCUUGAAAGUAUGGAGGACGCGUUCACCAGCGCCUUAGCAAACAUUCGGCCUACAGUGAUGCAAGAAAUAUUCUUGGAGAUCCCGGAAACCAAAUGGAGUGAUAUUGGGGGGCAACACGAGGUGAAGAAGCGUAUUCAACAGGCAUUGGUGUGGCCGGUCAAGUACCCCGAUGAAAUGAAGCAGUCCGGACUCAAAGCAAAGAAAGGUCUCCUCUUAUAUGGCCCUCCUGGGUGUUCUAAAACCAUGACCGCCAGGGCGACUGCUACAGAGUCAGGGCUGAACUUCAUUGCAGUUAGAGGCGCCGAACUGUUGAGCAUGUACGUUGGAGAGACUGAGCGUGCAGUGCGCGAAGUCUUCGGCAAAGCUCGUGCUGCCAGUCCUAGCAUCAUCUUCUUUGACGAGAUCGACGCCGUAGGAGCUGCGAGGGACAAGAGCCAACAAGGAGGCAUUCACACUGUUACUACGCUGUUGAACGAGCUGGAUGGCGUUGAGGAGCUCAAGGGCGUAUUCGUCCUUGCAGCUACCAACAAACCAGAACUACUCGAUCCAGCUCUCAUCCGUGCUGGUAGGCUUUCGGAGACCCUGUACGUUGGACUACCAGACUUGGAGGCCAGGCGAGCCAUUCUACAGAUGCAGACUCCCGUGUCUCUCUCAGACGAUGUCGACGUAAUGGCGUUGUCAGAAAUGACCGAGGGCUUUACUGGGGCGGAAAUAGUGAAAAUCUGCGAGCAGGCUAGCUACAUGGCUUUUGAGGAGCAGAUACAAUCGAAAGAAAAACGGCGAGUCAGUCAGAAGCAAUUGAGUACUGCUUUGGCUACAGUAAAGCGAUCCGUCACUCCGGAAAUGGUGAGGAAGUACGAGGCAUGGGGAGCAGGGAGGUGA
This is a messenger RNA of Letharia columbiana, 2223 nucleotides long. RefSeq lists its product as uncharacterized. Gene Ontology annotation, cellular component: cytoplasm. The transcript is spliced from 2 exons. Gene Ontology annotation, molecular function: ATP hydrolysis activity; ATP binding. The record is from RefSeq and is a predicted model, not a curated record. NCBI's taxonomy places the organism in Eukaryota, Fungi, Ascomycota, Lecanoromycetes, Lecanorales, Parmeliaceae. Bases 1 to 2223 code for a protein of 740 amino acids.